CGUAAAGAUUAGCAAUAGUAAAUUCUCAGCGGUGUCAUAAAGUUCAGAGUUCAGACCCGGCCAAGCAUUUAAGCAAGCACUACUCUCUCUCUCUGUGGAAAAGCAAGGAGGAAGUGCGGACAUGAAGUAAAGUAAGAAAAAGGAGGAGGCAGUACUAGAGAGAAGCAGGAAUUCACUUUCCACAAUGCUUAGAUUUCUCCUGCCAUGGAUGCUCAUACUCUGCUCAGCUUUUACUUCGGGUUCAGCGCGCCGAGCACCAUUUGCUAUGCGUAUAAGCUGCGGGGCUCGUCAAAAUGUUCAAACAAGACCCACCAGUACCCUCUGGUAUAAGGACUUUGGAUAUACAGGCGGCAAACCUGGCAAUGCAUCUCGUCCUAAUUACGUUAGUCCUCCUCUUAGAACUCUCCGCUACUUCCCCUUGUCUGAAGGCCCUUCAAAUUGUUACAACAUUCAUAGAGUGCCAAAAGGGCACUACUCACUCAGGAUCUUCUUUGGAAUUGCUGUAACAUCUAGAGCUACCAGUGAACCACUGUUUGAUAUCUCAAUUGAUGGUACCCAAAUACAGUCUUUAAAAUCAGGCUGGACAAGUCAGGUUGAUCAAGUCUUUGCUGAAGCCCUUCUUUUUCUUAUGGAUGGAACUGUCUCUAUAUGUUUCCAUAGCACAGGUCAUGGUGACCCAGCAAUACUAUCAAUUGAGAUUCUUCAAAUUGAUGAUAAAGCCUAUUAUUUUGGCCCACAGUGGGGUCAAGGGAUAAUACUUAGAACAGUCAAAAGACUGAGUUGUGGUUUUGGACAGUCAAAAUUUGGCAUAGAUUAUGGAGGGGAUCCUUGGGGAGGGGACAGAUUCUGGCACCACAUAAAAAGUUUUGGUCAAGAUUCAGAUAGACCUAGAUCUGUUGAAAAUAGGGUCAAACAGGCUUCACUUCCUCCAAACUUUUAUCCAGAAACUCUUUAUCGCUCAGCACUCGUUAGUACUGCUAGUCAGCCUGAAUUAACAUAUAUAAUGGAUGUGGAUCCCAACCGAAACUACUCCGUUUGGUUACAUUUUGCAGAGAUUGAUAAUUCAGUGACUAGUGCAGGGCAAAGAGUGUUUGACGUCAUGAUAAAUGGUGAUACUACCUUUGAAGAUAUAGAUAUUAUAAAAUUGAGUGGUAAUCGAUAUACUGCCCUUGUGCUUAAUACAACUGUCACUGUUAAUGGGAGGAGUUUGACAAUAGCCUUGAAGCCAAAAGAAGGUAGUCUUGCCAUCAUCAGUGCUAUUGAGAUAUUUGAGAUUAUAAUGGUCGAGUCAAAAACAUUAUCAGAGGAAGUUAGGGCUUUACAAUCAUUGAAGAAGGCAUUGGCGCUUCCCCCCAGGUUUGGGUGGAAUGGUGAUCCCUGUGUUCCUCAGCAACAUCCAUGGACCGGAGCAGAUUGUCAAUUAGACAAAAAAAGUGGAAAAUGGGUCAUUGAUGGACUAGGCCUUGACAGCCAGGGUCUGAAGGGUUUCUUGCCAAAUGACAUAUCUGGACUGCAUAACCUACAGAUCUUGAACUUGAGCGGAAACAGCAUUCGUGGGGCCAUUCCAUCCUCGCUUGGAGCAAUAGGGAAACUGCAAGUGCUGGACCUGUCCUACAACUUUUUCAAUGGAUCAAUCCCCGAAAGCCUUGGACAGUUGACAUCACUGCAGAGACUGAAUCUUAAUGGCAAUUUGCUGUCCGGAAGGGUCCCUGCAACACUAGGAGGAAGACUUCUGCACAGAGCUAGCUUCAAUUUCACUGAUAAUGCUGGCCUGUGCGGUAUCCCUGGAUUACGUACGUGCGGAUCUCACCUUUCUGUCGCUGCUAUAAUUGGCAUCGGACUAGGCGCUUCUUUAGCAUUUCUAAUUCUUGUAACCUGUUCAGUUUGCUGGUGGAAAAGGCGGCAAAAUAUCCUCCGAACUCAGCAAAUUGCAGCAAGGGCUGCACCAUAUGCAAAAGCAAGGACCCAGUCAUCCCGUGACAUCCAGAUGAACAGGCAUACUAGUUAUGGCAAUGCCCGCAACGCUGCUGACACUGGCCCUAUCUUGCUUUCUUCAUAACAAUGCCCAUCAAGUCCUAUUCUUUCUCUGCCUUCAGUUGCUAUAUCACUCUGAGCAAUCUCCCUCUCAUUUUGGUGGGCUUGGAUGGCACAUAAUCUGGUCUUUUGGUGUAGCUGUCGUCCAUUCUGUGUUUCUACUGCAAAUUGGACCGCUUCUACAAGCUUUGUAAAUCCGAAAAUGCUGUACAUUGCUGUACUCCCUUUCGCUGUUUCUUAGACGUUUAAAGCUUUUUUUUUUUUUUAAUUUGGGGCGGGGGGUGUCUAAUGUUCGAUAAUUAAACUUUAGCAGAUGAAUAAACCUGAAGAUGCUGUAUCACUUUACUGAUUAAUUGAAAAUAGAAUUCCUAUGUUCCUCA
This is a messenger RNA of Neltuma alba, 2414 nucleotides long. Its product is annotated as receptor-like protein 4. Bases 185 to 2059 code for a protein of 624 amino acids. The record is from RefSeq and is a predicted model, not a curated record. NCBI's taxonomy places the organism in Eukaryota, Viridiplantae, Streptophyta, Magnoliopsida, Fabales, Fabaceae. Gene Ontology annotation, molecular function: protein binding. The transcript is spliced from 9 exons.